Molecule: messenger RNA, 1951 nt
Organism: Anas platyrhynchos (mallard)
Lineage: Eukaryota; Metazoa; Chordata; Aves; Anseriformes; Anatidae
Gene: SELPLG
Product: selectin P ligand
Biological process (GO): leukocyte tethering or rolling
Cellular component (GO): plasma membrane
Source: RefSeq, a predicted model, not a curated record
ACAGCUGCUCCUUUGGGGCCAGGAGAUGUGCCCUGGCACAAGGGCUCUGCAAAUGCCUCGAGCCAAGCCCCCGCAUCCCUCCUCUGCUUCCUCGCCGCAUGGGAAGGCUGCUCCCCACAUCGGGGUCCUCCUAUGGGGUCGCCUCUUUGUGGGGGCCGUGUCUUGCCCCCAUUUGGCCAUGCCCACACUGUGCCAAGGGCCCCGGGGCCGCCUUUGCCUCCACUUCUGCUUUCGGGGCAGCCGCCAGCCCCGGCACACAGACCCAGAGGAGCAGGACGGGGGCACCCAAGGGACCCCCCGCUAACGGGGACAGGACUUAGGGGUGCACCCCAACGGGUGCACGAAGCCCCCAGCCCUCAGUGGCCCCCGCUGGCAGCGUGACGUCCUUCCCCCCCAGGGCUCUCCGAAACCGCAGCCGUGUUUCCUGCCCGCCCCGGCGGGGAGGUGCAGGCGGGGCGCAGCCCGCGACGCCCCUCGGCUCUCACCCGGUACCGGGGCUGCCGGGCCCUCGGCGGUGACGGCCACCGGUGCUGCAGCUCGGGGUCCCACAGCGUCCCCUGGAAGAGAGCCUCCCGCAGGUGGAGGGGCCCCCAGUUUCACCUACCCUCUGCGUUCCCCCCCCCCCUCCUUCCCCAGGUGCCAUGGCGCUGUGCUGGGCCGUGCUGGUGGUGCUGGUGCUGAGCACCCUGCGGGCGUGCGGGGCCGGAUCCCCGGAGCAGAGGGGGCUGCAGUGGGUCUGGGGGGCAGCAGAACCAGCACCGGCCGAGCCCCUGCUGCCCUCCCGCAGGCGAAGAGCCGAUUAUGGGCAGCCCCCCCCUGGCACCACCAUGAUGCCCGAGAGCAAUGAGACCGAAUCCCUCGUGCCCGACUCGCUGCUGGGCUCCACGCUGCCUACCGGGGCUCAGCACCAACAGCAGCCUGCCCCAGCAGCUCACCACGCUGCCCGUGGACCUGGAUGAGACCGAUUCCCCCGAGCCUGACUCGCUGCUGGGCUCCACGCUGCCUCCAGGGCUCAGCACCAACAGCAGCCUUCCCUUGGAGGUCACUGCUUUGCCCAUGGACCAGGAUGAGACCGAUUCCCCCGAGCCCGACUCGCUGGGCACGGAGCCGCCGCUGGCAGCGGGCACCAACGCCAGCCUGCACCGGGAGCUGGUGCUGAGCACCGCGGACCCGCAGGAUGAGACCGACUCCCCCGACCCCGACUUGCUGCCGAGCUCCGCGCCCAGCACGGAGGCAGCACCCCAAAGUAACGGCACCGCCAUCCCCGGCUGGCCCGUGGCAUCCGGGGGGCCUGGCACCGAGGGGACCGUGGCUGGUGGCACGGAUGCCAGCUCCUCCACGGGGACCGUGGCCGGCAGCACUGAUGACAUCUCCACAGGGAGCAUGGCUGGGGGCACGGAUGCCACCCCCAUGGAGCCACGCUCAGCUCUGCCCCCAACCAGCAUCAUCCACAAAAAAGCCAGGGACCCCCCGGUGCUGUAUCACCCAGGGGAGGCCACCGCGGCUCCCUCGGACUCGAAACCCGGGGGGAAGGCGGUGGAGGAGCCCCCCGCCAUCCCCUGGGAUGACAACGCUCUGAUGAACAAGUGCCUGCUGGCCAUCCUGCUGCUGGCUCUGGUGGCCGCCUCCUUCAUGGUGUGCACGGCGGUGCUGGCCGCCCUGCUCUGCCGCCGGGCCCGCACGGCUCGCCACCAGCUCAGCCCCACCGAAAUGGUUUGCAUCUCCUCCCUGCUGCCUGACGGCGAGGCCCCUGCCGCCAACGGCCCCCGGCUGGGCCCCCACCGGCACCGCAAGCUGCUGGCCGAUGGCAGCUCCGAAGCCGAUGGUGACAACCUGACGCUCAGCAGCUUCCUCCCCGAGCACCCCUGAGCCGGGGGCUUCGCGGCCCCCGCAAAGCAGAAGCAGCUGGAACGGACUCGGUCACCCCAUUAAAGCGCCUCUCCUGCCCGGA